AUGGCACAAAACCAAGAUCAUAUCCUCCGUGAGGUUAACAUCCUCGGACCUCUUAAUGAUCAGAACCGCAAGGUCAUUUCCAAGGAAGCUACUGUCUUCCUGGCUCUUCUCCACCGCACAUUCAACAAGACUCGCACGGAACUGUUGCAAAGACGCAUGACCCGUCAGGCCGAGCUCGAUGCUGGAAAACUCCCCGACUUCCUUCCUGAGACCAAGCACAUCCGCGACAGCGAUGCAUGGAAGGGUGCACCGCCGGCACCUGGUCUCACCGACCGCAGAAUUGAGAUUACUGGUCCUACCGACAGGAAGAUGGUUGUCAACGCAUUGAACUCAGAUGUCUGGACAUAUAUGGCCGAUUUCGAGGGUAUUGCGCCCACUUGGGAUAACAUGAUCAACGGUCAACUCAACCUUUACGAUGCUAUCCGCAAGCAAGUCGAUUUCAAGAUUGGCGAGAAGGACUACAAGCUCCGUACCGACCGCAAGUUACCAACACUCAUUGCCCGUGCUCGUGGUUGGCACUUGGAGGAGAAGCACUUCACCGUUGAUGGUGAGCCCAUCUCGGGUAGUUUGUUCGACUUCGGUCUCUACUUCUUCAACAACGCCCAAGAACUCGUCAAGAGAGGAGCUGGGCCAUACUUCUACCUCCCCAAGAUGGAGAGUCAUCUCGAAGCCAGGCUCUGGAACGACGUCUUCAACCUUGCUCAGGACUACAUUGGCAUGCCCCGUGGUACUAUCAGAGGUACCGUCUUGAUUGAGACCAUCAUGGCAGCAUUCGAGAUGGACGAGGUAAGUGCUGCACACCGACUUGCUUUGGAACUAGCUAACAUCUGGUCANNGAUCAUCUACGAGCUCCGUGAUCACUCUUCAGGUCUGAACUGUGGUCGUUGGGACUACAUUUUCUCGACCAUCAAGCGUUUCCGCCAGAAUCCCAACUUUGUCCUGCCUGACCGUUCGGCUGUCACCAUGACCUCUCCCUUCAUGGAUGCUUACGUCAAGCUUUUGAUCAAGACAUGUCACCGUAGAGGUGUUCACGCCAUGGGUGGUAUGGCCGCUCAGAUUCCAAUCAAGACUGACAAGGAGGCCAACGACAAGGCCAUGGCUGGUGUCCGUGCCGACAAGCUUCGUGAAGUCAAGGCUGGCCACGACGGUACCUGGGUUGCUCACCCCGCUCUUGCCAGCAUUGCGGCCGAAGUCUUCAACGAGCACAUGCCCACACCCAAUCAGCUUCACGUGCGUAGAUUGGAGGUCGACAUCAAGCAAUAUGACCUCCUGAAUAUGAACGUACCUGGAAAGAUCACCGAAGACGGCAUCAGAAAAAACCUCAACAUUGGCUUGGGCUACAUGGAAGGCUGGCUCCGAGGAGUUGGUUGCGUUCCCAUCAACUUCUUGAUGGAGGACGCAGCCACAGCAGAGGUCAGCAGAAGUCAACUGUGGCAAUGGUGCAAGCACCAAGCAACAACAGACGAAGGCAAGACGAUCAACAAGGAAUACGCACUCAAGCUCCUCCACGAGCAGGCCGAAGAGCUCGGUUCCAAGGCACCAGAGGGCCACAAGUACCAGCUUGCAGAGAAGUACUUUGCCACACAGGUGACUGGCGAGCAGUAUGACGAGUUCCUGACAUCGCUACUGUACGACGAAAUCACGACUGUGGGUAGCCCCGCUCCUGCCUCGAAGCUGUAG
Aureobasidium vineae is the source of this 1680-nucleotide messenger RNA. NCBI's taxonomy places the organism in Eukaryota, Fungi, Ascomycota, Dothideomycetes, Dothideales, Saccotheciaceae. The record is from the annotation of a GenBank genome assembly.